Molecule: messenger RNA, 1707 nt
Organism: Candidula unifasciata
Lineage: Eukaryota; Metazoa; Mollusca; Gastropoda; Stylommatophora; Geomitridae
Source: the annotation of a GenBank genome assembly
AUGAAGCCCUUGCUGUCUCUGCUGACCAUGAUAGGCCCAAGUCCUGACUGGUGUCUGGGUGUGAGUGGACAGAGCAUGUGUACUAGUAACUGCACGUGGGUGGACAGCCUUGACAUUGACCUCUACCCAUGGGAUGCUGGGACAGACAGUAGGGUCACCUACAUUGGCCGGAAAUCUCCCACCGAACCUCCAGAACGUAUACAUCGACUUACAAGCACAUAUCCUAACAACAUGGACAGUCCAUUCUAUGGUGUGGACAUUAAACCUUUUGCUCGGCUCAUAAUAACCAAGAAUAAAGAGGCUUGCACAUCAGAUGAUGGCAAGAGCAGCUCCGCAGAAAAUAGUCCCUCCACGGAAGAGCUGGUCAGCAUGAUGAAGAAGAAGAUGAUGAUGAAGAAGAAGUUGGAAUCCCGCCGCAAACCACUUCCUGAUAAUUUCCUAAUGCGACCAAAUGAAGAACGAGACCCUUCAGACGCCUGCACUGUGACUGGCUGGUCUGACUGGUCACCAUGCAGCGCCACCUGUGGUCUUGGCAUGAAGGAAAGAUGGCGAAUGUUUCUCCAGAACACAGAGAAACGAGUGGACUGUGGCAUCCAUUUGAUGGAGAAGGAUUUAUGUCGAGGGGAGGUGUUCGACUGCACAAAAGCUAUGAUGAUGAAAAAUUUUACAGCACUUUGCCAGCAGCCAUUAGAUGGAGGACCAUGUCGGGGUGAUUUUCCAAGAUGGUUCUACAACCACACUGUGGAGAAAUGCCAGGUGUUUAGCUAUGGAGGCUGCAAGGGCAAUGAGAACAGAUUUGAGACAGAAGAAGAAUGUGUGGAUCUGUGUGCUGAGCAUAUGGCGGACAUACUUCGCAAGGAACAAAUAAUGAUCAAGCAAGAAAUCGUGAAUAAACAGAUGGAGAUGGAGAAACAGCUACUGGUUGAAAAACAAAGAAUGUUAGCCCAACAGAGAAUGGUGGAGAAGCAGAAAACAAUGGAAGAGGAUAUGAGGAGAAAAGAACUGCUGAUGCAGAAACAGAAAAUGAUGCAGCAAAAGGAGACACUGAAUGAAGACGAUCUGAAGAAUUUCAUGAUGAAACAGCAGAUGAUGCUGAGUCAAGGGCAAGCAGACACCACCCUCAACACAGGAGAGGAUAACUCAGGAGACUCAAAUGGCAUCAAGAGAAAAAAGCAGAAAGUGCAAAGGAAGAAACAGAGGAUGGAGAGAAGACGGAGGAAAAGGCUAAGACAAAAACAGAAACAAGUGGAAACUAAUUACGAUGAUGAUGAAGGCAGCGAUUAUGAUGCGAGCCAAACCAAUGGAGGGCCUGCAGUUGACUGUGUCGUUACAUCGUGGUCAGACUGGAGUGAGUGUUCAGUCACAUGUGGCAAGGGAGUGAUUAUGAAAACCCGCAUGAUCAAGGUGCAGCCACAAAAUGGAGGGAGAAGAUGUCCGAAGAGAUUAAUUAAAAAGAAAAAAUGCAGACAGAAGAAGUGCCCAGUUAACUGUGAGAUGGAUGCCUGGAGUCAGUGGUCGCCAUGUUCCGAGACCUGUGGUGACAGCUCUGUACAGAUAAGAAAGCGACGGAGAUUACAAAAACCUCGACAUGGUGGUCUUGCAUGCCCAGCAAAGAAAGAGAAAAGAUUCUGCAAUGUACCCAUGUGUACAGGUCCACAUAUGGAAGAAAGCAUGAGACGAUACAUGAUGUUUCACCGUCGCUACUAA